Nanorana parkeri is the source of this 1211-nucleotide messenger RNA. RefSeq names its product ring finger and FYVE like domain containing E3 ubiquitin protein ligase (gene RFFL). Bases 78 to 1058 code for a protein of 326 amino acids. Gene Ontology annotation, biological process: proteasome-mediated ubiquitin-dependent protein catabolic process; negative regulation of extrinsic apoptotic signaling pathway via death domain receptors; protein K48-linked ubiquitination. Gene Ontology annotation, molecular function: ubiquitin protein ligase activity. Lineage: Eukaryota; Metazoa; Chordata; Amphibia; Anura; Dicroglossidae. The transcript has 6 exons. The record is from RefSeq and is a predicted model, not a curated record. Gene Ontology annotation, cellular component: plasma membrane; cytoplasm.
UGGGACAGCUCGUCUCUUCCUUGUGUUUGGUGGUCGGAUCAUACUGUUACCGGGGGCUCGUCAGGAGCAGUGUGAUUAUGUGGGCUGCAUGCUGUAACUGGUUGUGUGUUGAUACUGGCCCAGAAGAGAUUUCGCACAGUGGUACAGCAUCGGACCGCUCCAAUCAAAACGUUAGAACCUCUCCUCCUCUGUUUACAGAGGUCACCUGCAGAGCUUGCGGUGCUAGACUUCAAACCACUGCAAGGAAGACUCCAUGCAUGGAUUGCAGGAAUACUUUCUGUGGAUCAUGUCUACAGCAACUAAAUGAUGGCCUACCUCUCUGUCAGGUGUGCCGGAGGAUACGUUCUACUUCCUUUACCCGGGAUGAGUUAUUAAAGCUAAAAGUAAAAGAUCUUCGAGAUUAUUUGUCCAUGAGAGACAUACCCACUGACCUAUGUCGUGAAAAAGAAGAACUAGUACAGCUUGUUUUGGCACUGGGGCCUAUGUCCUACCCAGAUGUGACUAUUGUCCCCCCAUUUCCAUAUAAUCCGAGCAGCCACAGAGCUGGCAAUGGCCCAUCUCAGACAGAGCCAGCACAAGACAUUCCAACAGUAAACCAAAAUAUAUUCUCUAAUACAGAUACCAGAGUACAAGAUCUAGAAGAUUACCAGCAGGAAGAUGAGACUGAGUCCAUAGAUUCAGAAGAGAUACUGGUGCCAGGAAGAAGGGCCUCACUUUCUGAUAUCGGCAAUCCAGAUGACGUAGAAUCCUUGUCUGUGCGUCAACUGAAGGAGAUUUUGGCUAGAAACUUUGUGAAUUACAAGGGCUGCUGUGAAAAAUGGGAACUAAUGGAGCGUGUGACCCGAUUGUACCACGAGCAAAAGGAUCUGCUGCAAAGAGGUAAACCCAGUACUGCAAUUGAUGAACACUUGUGCAAGGUCUGCAUGGAUUCCCCCAUUGACUGUGUGUUGUUGGAGUGCGGCCACAUGGUAACCUGCACAAAGUGUGGCAAGCGCAUGAGUGAAUGUCCCAUCUGCCGACAAUAUGUAGUGAGGGCAGUUCAUGUGUUCCGCUCAUGACCUAGUUUCAGGAUCUGCAUGGUUGAUUAUAUCUUCUUUGUGAACUGGUACAGCCACCCAGGACUGUGUUGCACCUACAACUACUCUUGGUCCUCCUACAUUAUGGUGAGGAAACAUCUCUAUUCACAGUUUAAUUUCGUGGCAUUCCAUCAU